UUCAGGUGGACACAGGUGUAGCUACAGUCACAUGAAUGGAGGUUCACAAACACGUGGUUAUACAAUAGUCAUUGACAAAAUGGCCACAAAUCAACCAGAAGACGAUUCUCCCAGGUUGUGUGGAUUUAUAUAAAGUCUUCUGGACACCAGUGACAUGUCUCUGCAGAUGAAUGUUGUCCAGCGUGGCCUGGUCUCAUCAGGCUGACAACGUACAGCCAUCACAGUGUGGAAUGUCCCAGGGGGCUAACGGGGCCAGGACGGACCAGGCCAGAGGGCUGCACCGCUCACCACCUCUGCACUGGAACAGCAGUGGUAUAGAGUCAGCUGCACUCUAUACAUCCAGAAGUUGGAAGCGGAAACAAGACUGAAGGAAAGAUGGCAGGGGAAAGACCAGGCUAGCUGGUUGAAGUCACAUCAGACACUCUCUGCUGGUGCCUGAGGGGGCUGCAAGAGCAACAUCAUGAACUGCCAUGCGGGGGCCUCUGGUGUGAAUGCCAAGAGCAGAGUUAGAAGUCAAGGACCUGAGGACGCCAGUGAAGAAAGAGAAACCUCGUGUUUAAGGACAGUGAGACCUUGUCUGAGGAGUGCAGAUCCAGCAGGAGAGGGGAGGUCGAGCGGUGCGGAGCAUCUGAUGAGACCUGCCCUGCCGGGGAGGAAAUCACACAAAAAGACCUGCAGAGAGGAUGGCAGAGGAAGGUGGAGAGAGGACAACCAAGAAACUGAGGAGGAGAGACGCAGUGUUGAACAUGUGGAAGGAAAGGACAGAGGAAAACAAAGGCAGAGGAAGACUGAAAGAACUGAGACACGUGGAGAUGGAGGGACAGGAAGCACUGGAGGUUCAUCCAGCUGUAAUUCUUUGGAAGCCAGAGAAGGAUCUAACAGCUUCCCAAGAGGAAACACAUAUCUCAGACCUCUCAGUAUAGCCUGCUCCCAGACCAUCCCCAUCAAUUUAAAUGCCCAAUCUCCUCGGCCCACAGCAAGAGGCGCGUCUUCUUCUCUCCCUCAGCCUCCCGAACCAUCCAGAACCACACCUCUGUCACCUCAGAGGCGACCUGCAGGAGCCUUGCACCGCCACCCGCUUAGUUCAUCCAGGGAGCCGGAUUCUUCCUGGGUGGAGGUCGGAACGGUGACAGCAACUGGGCAAUCGUCGCAAAGUCGUCAUAGCUCAGAGUUAGGAGAGGAGGAGGAGGGUGAAGAAGAAGAGGAGGAGGAGGAGGAGGAUGUGGAAGGUGGCGAUGAAGAAGGUAGCGGCGUGAUGGAUGUGAUGAGUCAGACCAUGACACUGACAGUGGUGCCGCCCUCUGUGCCGUUUGGAGAGAGGAGGAUGAUUAAAAGAGAGAAAAACCGGAUUAAGUGUCUGAGGAGGAGGCAAAGGAGGAGGGAGAGGUGGAGACAGAGUCAGCUGGAGAGCAGACAGAGUUCCACAGGAAACCCGUCCAGCAGCAGCAGCGAGGACGACGAGGAUGUGAGCGCUGGGGACAGAGAAGGUUAUAUCUGCGCUGUGUGUUUGGACGUGUACUUCAGCCCCUACAUGUGCACCCCCUGCAACCACGUCUUCUGUGAACCCUGUCUGAGGACGCUGGCUAAGAACAGUCCAACCAACACUCCCUGCCCCCUCUGCAGAACCGUCAUCACGCACGUCUUCUUCCAGAAGGAGCUGAACCAAACGGCCAGAACAUUCUUCCCAAAGGAAUACCUUUCCAGGAAACAAAAUUUUCAGAAAGCAAGUUGUGCCAAGUGGCCUUUACCGAGCUGCAGGAAACUGUUCCGCAUCUUCGGAGGUUUCCAGAGACAGCCCAGUCCCAACGCCAGACGCCAGUUCUCCCGUGGAGGAGGCUAUCGUCUGGAUGCUCUGGACUUUGAGGACGACUCUGGAGGCUGGCGCUUUGACAUGGACAUGGUCAUCAUCUACAUAUAUUCAGUCAACUGGGUCAUCGGCUUCUUCAUAUUCUGCUUCCUCUGCUACCUCUUCUUCCCGUCUUUUUGAGACUGGAAACAGUGACGGAGCAGAUCAGAAAGAGAGAGGCUAUAAUGAAGACUCUCAAGGACGAGGGUAAAGUAAGGUUAAAGGAUAUAUAUGCAGUAUGUGUAUAUGUACACUGUGCGUAGGUAUUGAUUUCAAGCAGGUGGGAUGGUGUGGUGGAGGGAAAACAACAGUGUACCAGCUUGUUGUCUCUCAUUAAUAAAUGAUUGAAAUGGGGAAGUGGUGUAGAGGCUGUUUGGAAUGUCCUCUGUUCUCUGUCUUCACAUGAUGCUCAUGUAAUGUGUGUUGCACAACAUGUCCGUCCCUGUAGACGAUGGAAGCAAGUUAAUAUCACAGUCUCUUAGUUGCAGUGUUUUACUUUACACUCAAAUGAAGCUUUUCUUAAUUAGCAGCGCGGCCAAAGGAACUGAACCG
This is a messenger RNA of Paralichthys olivaceus (Japanese flounder), 2398 nucleotides long. It is a transcript of the gene rnf180a, whose product is annotated as ring finger protein 180a. NCBI's taxonomy places the organism in Eukaryota, Metazoa, Chordata, Actinopteri, Pleuronectiformes, Paralichthyidae. Gene Ontology annotation, biological process: protein polyubiquitination; serotonin metabolic process; norepinephrine metabolic process. Gene Ontology annotation, cellular component: endoplasmic reticulum membrane. The record is from RefSeq and is a predicted model, not a curated record. Gene Ontology annotation, molecular function: ubiquitin protein ligase activity; metal ion binding; ubiquitin conjugating enzyme binding.